UUAAAAAAAAAAAAAAGGAGGAAAGAAACAAAAUAACAAUUGUAUUUCCUCUCAAAUCUAUCUAGCCCUACUAGGUUUUUAUACGUUGCUGCCCACUGUCCCGAUCCCUCUCUCUUUUCCCCCAAAACCCUUCCUCCUCCAUACUCUCUUCACUUUUUCCAGAUCUUCAAACAAUGAAGAAAAGACUCAGAGAGUCCAAAACUCCCCUUAUUGACACUAUCAUAACAACACAAGGCGGUGGCACUUGUUUAAUAAAACAUUUAGCUUCAUGUAACUCUUCCAUAAGGUCUAAAGCCUUCACACAUCUCCAAACAUGGCUUAUAACACAAACUCAACUCACUGAUGAUGAUAUGAAAAAGCUUUGGAAAGGUCUUUUUUACUGUCUUUGGCAUUCUGAUAAAGCACCUAAUCAAUCUUUGCUUAUUAACCGUAUUUGUUCUAUGGUCACGAAUCUUGAUUUUAGUCUUUUUUUGCAUUAUUUUACUGAUUUCUUGAUUACCCUUAGAAGAGAAUGGAAUGGUAUUGAUCAUUUGAGGUUGGAUAAGUUUUACUUGCUUAUUAGGAUGUUUAUUAGGUCUGUGUUUGAGUUGAUGAAGAAGUGUGGUUGGGAUUUGGAGAUGAUAGGGAAAUGUAGUGGGGUUUUGGAAGAUAACGCGUUUCUCGCGACGGAUAAUUUGUUGGGUCAUGGGGUUAAUUAUCAUAUUGCUUCUGUUUUUCUUGAUGAGUUAAAAGGGUGUUUUAUUCCGGUCCGAGAUGACGUGGUUGUUUGUUUGUUUAAGCCUUUUUUGAGUGUGUUAGGGAAGUCUGAGGAUAAAAUUAUGGUUGGGAAAGUGAAAAGUUGUGUUUUUGAGGAGUUGUUGAGGAUGGGGAGGAGUUUGUUGGAGAGGAGGAAGGAAGGUGUGGAGGGGGAUGAGAGCUACGGUGACAUGGCAUUUGGGGUUAUUGCGUUGAAAACAGGGUUUUCGGGGAAGCUUUUUGAGGUUGGUUCGUCGGUGGAUUGUGUUCAGGGUAAUAGGAAGGUGGUUUUGAAGUUGCACGAGGAGUUCUUGAGGUUGGAGAAGGAGUUUGAAGCUUCGGGGAUUGAAUUUAGUCUGCCUGAGGUGAAUGAGUUUGUUGAUGACGGUGAAGAGGUGCCUCAGUUAAUACCGAUUGAGAAUGGUUUGACUGGUGAAGUGGGUGAUUCGGAAGUGGCCAAGGAUGAGAAUGAUGAUGAGACUUUAAGGAAAUGCAAGAAGGUGAAGAGAGCAGAGGAUGGAGGUAGUAAAAAGGCUAAGAAGAAAGAAAAGAAAAAGAAGGUUUCCGAGAAUGACACUUUGGUUGAGGAGAAUGGGAUCAAUGAGCUCGAGAGUAGUAAACAGAGGAAGAAGAAAAAGAAGGUUUGUGAGAAUGGAACUUCGGUUGAGGAGAAUGGGACCAAUGAGAUCGAGAGUAGUAAACGGGGGAAGAAGAAAAAGAAGAACAAAAAAGGGCUUUCAGAUAAUUUACCUGUUGUGGAGAACAAAGAGGAGAAUAUGAUUGCUGUUAAUGGUGAUAGUUCCUACUAUGAGCUGGACAUUGAGAACAAAGUGACUUUUAAUGAAGAUGUGAUGUCAAAUCUUCAGAUGCAGUUUGAAAAGGUUGCUGCUGAAGUUGCUUCAGACGAUGACGAUAACAAUGAUUCAUAUCACACACCUACAAUUUCUGUGAAAAAGAAGAGAAAGAGAGGGAAAAAAGCUGAGGAAAUAGAGUCAUGUAUCUCUCUCAUAAGUGGUGAAGGGGAUGCUGGUGCAAAGAGCGCAGAGAAAAGUUCAAAGAAGGUUAGGUUUGCUAUGAAGAACAACCUGGUAUGGAAGCCAAACAGUCCAAUGCCUCCACAAAACUUACGGUUGCCACCUACUGUUACUCCCCGAGGUAGUGCUUUGAAGAAGGGAGUGCCCCCCGGCCCCGUUAGAGAGAUGUCUUCCUCCACCAAGAAGAUGAAACAGAAAAAGAAAGGUCGCAAGAUACUAAGGACUGUCUCCCCUGCCAUGAAGCGACUGAAAAGGAUGAAAGUGAUGUCUGCUUCGUAAAGUCUAAGUUGGCCGCAGGUGCUUGUUCGUUAACUAUUUUUUAAAAUACAUUGUGUUAUUUGAGAUUUUUUAAAUCCCAUCCGGGACUGAUAUUUCUUCUGCUUAGGAUUGUUGGUAGUUUUUUUCCGGAUUAAACACUAAAGUUCCUUCGAAGAAAUUUGUUUAAGUAGAGUUGGUCUUUGAAUUACUCUGUUGUUGUAUGACGGACCAUCAUGUUAAAUGCUUUUAUGCUUCUUUCUCCUU
Messenger RNA from Lycium ferocissimum, 2291 nucleotides. RefSeq lists its product as uncharacterized. Gene Ontology annotation, biological process: rRNA processing. The record is from RefSeq and is a predicted model, not a curated record. The transcript has a single exon. The coding region runs from base 174 to 2048 and encodes 624 amino acids. Gene Ontology annotation, cellular component: preribosome, large subunit precursor; nucleus; preribosome, small subunit precursor. NCBI's taxonomy places the organism in Eukaryota, Viridiplantae, Streptophyta, Magnoliopsida, Solanales, Solanaceae.